This is a messenger RNA of Mycena citricolor, 1894 nucleotides long. Lineage: Eukaryota; Fungi; Basidiomycota; Agaricomycetes; Agaricales; Mycenaceae. The record is from the annotation of a GenBank genome assembly.
AUGCACACCGCUGGGGCGUCCGCAGUCCUCCAGGGGGUCGGCCGCAUGUGCGGUGAUGGUCUCUAUACGGCACCAUCACUCGCUAGCGUCUUCGAGUCUUCCUCAGCCCUCUCCCUGUCCCUACUCACCACCUCCCACCUCCCGAUGAGCGACUCCCCUCCGCGCCCUGCCCCGCCGACCCUCGACUUCACGCAGCAUGUCCUGGAUGACGGACAGGUCGUCAGCACCCAGGAGCGCUUCGUCAAGAUCCCGGCCCCCGCGACUGCCCGACCGACAUCUGAGCAGUUCUUCUCGAGCGUGGACCCGACGAAACCCGACCUCGAGUUCCUCAAGAACCACUUCAUCAAUGAGGGCCGGCUGCGCGAGGAGCAUGCGUUUUACAUCAUCGAGACGGCGACGGAGGUGCUCAGGCUGGAAGGGAACGUGCUGGAGAUCGAUGGCGGCGUGACUAUAUGCGGCGAUAUACACGGCCAAUACUACGAUCUCAUGAAGCUGUUCGAGUUCGGUGGGAAUCCGGCGGAGACGACGUACCUGUUCCUCGGGGACUACGUCGAUCGGGGUUACUUCAGCGUGGAGUGCGUCCUGUACCUCUGGGCGCUCAAGAUUUGGUAUCCGAAGAGCAUCUACCUGCUGCGCGGAAACCACGAGUGCCGGCACCUGACAGACUACUUCACCUUCAAGCUGGAAUGCGCAGGCAAGCACAAGUACUCGGAAGCCCUCUACGACGCGUGCACCGACUCGUUCUGCGCACUCCCGCUGGCUGCGGUCGUCAAUGACCAGUUCUUGUGCAUACACGGUGGGCUGUCGCCGGAGCUGAGGACGGUCGACGACAUCCGGAAAAUCAACAGGUUCAUGGAACCGCCGACGUCGGGCUUGAUGUGCGACAUCCUGUGGUCUGACCCGGCGGAGAACUUUGGCUCGGAGACGACGACGGAUGGGUUUUUGCAUAACCAUGUGCGGGGAUGCAGCUUCUUCUACACGUACAAUGCCGCUUGUGCCUUUCUUGAGCGGAACAAGCUGCUCUCAAUCAUCAGAGCGCACGAAGCACAAGACGCUGGAUACCGGAUGUACAAGAAGGCACGGACGACCGAGUUCCCUGCGGUCAUGACGAUCUUCUCUGCGCCCAACUAUCUGGAUGUAUACAACAACAAAGCGGCCGUUAUCAAGUAUGAAAACAAUGUGAUGAACAUCCGCCAGUUCAAUUGCAGCCCUCACCCGUAUUGGCUGCCAAACUUCAUGGACGUGUUUACCUGGAGCUUGCCGUUCGUCGGAGAGAAGAUUACGGACAUGCUCGUCGCCGUGCUCAACACGUGCACCAAGGAAGAGCUCGAGGAACAAACCGAGUCUGAGACACCCGUGUCCCCGAUCGAGGACAGCAAGGCUCGACAGCAGGUGAUCAAGAACAAGAUCAUGGCGGUCGGCCGGAUGUCGAGGGUGUUCUCGUUACUCAGGGAGGAAUCGGAGAAGGUUUCCGAGCUCAAGAACGUUUCUGGGUCGGCCAGGUUACCGCACGGGACGCUGGCAUCUGGAUCGGAGGGCAUCAAGGCCGCUAUCAGCGGGUUCGAGGACGCCCGCAAAUCGGAUAUCGAGAACGAGCGCCUGCCCCCGGCGUUGUUCGACGUCGGGUCUGAGCAGGGCAAGGCGCUCAUUUCGUCCGCGGUCCUCGAAAAACCGGAGGCGACGCCUGCCUUCCGGCGCGGUCACUCAAGAGGGGCGAGUCUCGGGACGACGACGACCAGUCCGAGUACGCGUAACAGAGGGCUGGAGGAUACGAGGAGCCUGAUUCAGGGUGUUUGGGACGUGGAGGACGGUGCUGGGGCUUAGGUACAUUCGAUUUGGAUUAUAAUGGAGACAACUGUCUUGCUGUGUGUCACUGGAGGCCUGAUCGCGAAAG